This is a messenger RNA of Manis pentadactyla (Chinese pangolin), 7774 nucleotides long. RefSeq names its product glucoside xylosyltransferase 1 (gene GXYLT1). The record is from RefSeq and is a predicted model, not a curated record. Gene Ontology annotation, molecular function: UDP-xylosyltransferase activity. The transcript has 8 exons. Gene Ontology annotation, biological process: protein O-linked glycosylation via N-acetylgalactosamine. The coding region runs from base 876 to 2207 and encodes 443 amino acids. NCBI's taxonomy places the organism in Eukaryota, Metazoa, Chordata, Mammalia, Pholidota, Manidae.
AUGUUCACCGCCGCUGCUUUCUGGCCCCAGGCUGUCUCUGCCCAGCCAGAAUCUCCAAAAGGGGGGCACGGGCGUGGUACCCGACCCGGUGUCCUGGGCGGGGUCCUCCCACACCGGGCCGCCCCUGGGUCUCCAGCCCGCUCGCUCCCCGCGUCCUCCCCCGCCCUCCGGUGCUGGUACCAAACGCCUCCAAGGGCCCGACCCCGGGGGCCGGAUCACCGCCUCCCCACCACACCCGACCGCGGCCGCAGGGCCGCCGGCUCCCGGUACGGCCGGGGAGGGGGCGGAAGGGCUGCCCGUCGGGCGGCUCUCGCGGAGGCCGAAGUCUGCGUCUGCGAGUGGGUUUCGAGGAAGGUCACCCAGGCGCCCCGGGAGGACGACGGCGCUGCGGCCCUCACGGUCCCGAGAGCCGGCGGCAGGGGCCGGGGCCCGGUGCGCGGCCGCGGGUGCCCAGGAGAGCGACCUGGCCCAGCCGCCUCAGUGCCCGGCGCUUCCGUCGGCCAGCAACCGCAUCCUCACAGCGCCCCGUGACGCGCGGAGCGCCCAGGAGCAGGCCCGCGGCACUCGGGCGGCCUGCGUCACCGGCCGCCGAUGAGAAGAGUCGCUCAGCCUCGCGCCCUGUCCCGGGGCCCUCGGCCGCAGGCGGGGCCGCGCCGCGGAGCCCCCCGCCCAGCCCCAGGCCUCAGUGCGCCGGCGCGGAGCCUCCCGCCCGGAGCCACAGCUCCCGUAGCGCUCACUGCGCCUGCGCAGCCUCCGCGGCCCGCCCCCGCCGGGAGGGGCCCAAGCGCGGGGGCGGGGCUCGCUGGCUCGCGGCUGCGCGGUGCGGAGCUCUCCGCUUCAGUUCGCCGGGCAGGCGCGGCGGCGGGGCCGGCGCGAUGCGGCGCUACCUGCGCCUGGCGAUGCUGUGCCUGGCCUGCGGCUUCUGCUCGCUCCUCUACGCCUUCAGCCAGCUCGCCGUGUCCCCGGAGGGUGGAGCGGGCGGCGGUGGCGGGAAGCCGCAGGCCGCAGCGGCUUCCUGGCUCGCGGCCGACGGACGCGGCGCCGCGAGAGGGGCGGGCAGCGCGGGCCCCGCGGCGCAUCCCGGCCGGUCGGACAGGUGUAAGGAUUUCUCUCUGUGUUACUGGAAUCCCUAUUGGAUGCUGCCCUCUGAUGUUUGUGGAAUGAACUGCUUUUGGGAAGCGGCCUUUAGGUAUAGACUGAAAGUACAGCCCGUUGAGAGAAUGCACCUCGCUGUGGUCGCCUGUGGGGAAAGACUGGAAGAGACUGUAACCAUGCUGAAGUCAGCUGUCAUUUUCAGCAUCAAACCUCUUUGGUUCCAUAUUUUUGCUGAAGAUCAACUGCAUGAUAGUUUCAAAGGCAUACUUGACAGCUGGUCAUUUCUGCAGACAUUCAAUUAUUCAUUAUACCCAAUAACGUUUCCAAGUGAGAAUGCAGCAGAGUGGAAAAAGCUCUUUAAACCAUGUGCUUCCCAGAGAUUAUUCUUGCCAUUAAUCCUCAAAGAAGUUGACUCACUAUUGUAUGUCGACACUGAUAUCCUUUUUUUACGGCCUGUUGAUGAUAUUUGGUCUUUACUAAAGAAAUUUAAUUCCACACAAAUUGCUGCAAUGGCACCAGAACACGAGGAGCCUCGAAUAGGGUGGUACAACCGUUUCGCCAGGCACCCGUAUUACGGGAAAACGGGCGUGAACUCCGGGGUCAUGCUGAUGAACGUGACGAGGAUGAGAAGGAAGCAUUUCAAGAACGAUAUGACGGCUGUACGCUUGCGCUGGGGAGAUAUACUUAUGCCGUUGCUUAAAAAAUACAAGCUAAACAUCACAUGGGGUGAUCAAGAUCUAUUGAAUAUCAUAUUUUUUCAUAAUCCAGAAAGCCUGUUUGUUUUUCCGUGUCAGUGGAAUUAUCGGCCAGACCAUUGUCUGUACGGAAGCAACUGCCCAGAAGCAGAAGAAGAAGGGAUCUUCAUUCUCCACGGGAACAGAGGUGUUUACCAUGAUGACAAGCAACCAGCCUUUAGAGCUAUGUAUGAGGCGCUGAGAAACUGUUCUUUUGAAGAUGACAACAUCCAUUCCUUAUUAAAGCCUUUAGAACUGGAACUGCAAAAGACAGUGCAUACAUACUGUGGAAAAAUUUACAAAAUAUUUAUCAAACAACUAACAAAAAGUGUAAGAGACCGUUACAACAGAACACCAAAGAAAGGCGGUUCGUGGUGACUGCCGAGUCCAAUGCAUUACAACGAAGUAUCAGAGGAUAUGUAUGAAGGAAUCGUCCUGCAUGAAGUGUCUAGGAGGAAGUAUUCGUCCUGAGAAUGAUUUUUUCCCCGAAGAAGUUACAUUAGCAGUAUAUUCAUGUAAUGAAGGAUAAGUUCAGGUCUGGGAUGCCAGCAAGACGUUUUUGAUCUCUGAUGUUUUGUAGCAUUGUUUGUUGUCAUUCCAGUAUUGAUGAAAAUGUUGAAUGGUUGUAGCCUACACUCUUAUUCUCAAGUGGGUAAGAACAGUAGGGGUGUAUGGUGGAGAAACUGUACCUCAUACACAGGUGGAAACACUCAAACUGUGAGUAUAGCAAUAAUUUUAUGUCAGCACUAACCUCACUUUAAACAUAUGAGAAAAAAAAAGUCGUUUACAGGAGCAGAAAGGUUCUGUUUCUAAAGAAAUGUGAUGUAACUGAUCUAAACAUUGACAAUCUGUGUGUGCCUUUUACAUUUCAUCUCUGUUUUAAAACAUUUUUGUGACAAUCAUGUUUAAAAUUAUUUUUAGAUUAUAAGUAAGUUGCACGUUUAAAACUGAGCUGUAUAAAAAAGAGGAAAAACAGUGAACAUUUUGGAGUUUUAGUCUAUGUGUAUGUUUGUGAAAUGUGUUUUCAUGUGUUUAUGCUAAACUGUCUUGCCAAGACUCUUAUCUAAGAUUGUUAAACAGGUAUUUUGGGAAAUGUUCUUAUCACUUUAAAUGAAAAUUUUCAGCUUUACUGGGCAUUCUGGAAGCAAAAAAAAAGCUGGUAAUAAAGCAAGAAUCUAAAUAGUGUACUUAAAUGAUGGUGAAAAAUGUGAUGGACCGAAAUGCAUAAGCUGUGCACUUCCUGUGAACAGUGAUUUUAUUUUAGUUAUAAUGGAGCAGAAGAAAGUGGUCCAUUUAAACUUUUCUUCUACCUCAAGUGGCUUUGCAAGAUAUUUUUGAAGAAGCAAACAUAUAGAGCCUUACUUUAAAUUAGCGACUCAUGGGAUUUGGAUUAAAAAGAUUGUUGUAUCUGACUGUAGGAAAAGUAGUUUGGAUUGGUUUAAUGUGCAUAUCUUCCUGUGUUGAGCAUCAGUCAAGACAGUUGUCUUUUUAAAGUCUUGAAGAUAAGAAAAGUUUUACUUCUCUUAGUGUUCUUGACUGCUUUCUAAUGUAAUUACAGACUGAGUAUUUAGCAUGCUCUGGGCUGGAGCACAUAUCUCAUUUUUACCAAGUGCUAUAUUUUUCUUCUUUUGGUAUCUUAAUGUUUAAAUAGAGGGGAAAAUCAUGAAGGAAAAAGUGUCACUUACGUGGAAACAGUGGCAUUGACUUUAUGAAGACACAGUACCCUCUGUGGAGACAUGGGCUCUGCAAACGGGGAGGUCAGUGUGGUUGUCUGUGAUGUUUGCAGGCCCGUCCGGGACACAGAGGGAGAAGAACGUGUAAGAAAGGCCAGUUAGAAGUUGAUAACCAGCCUUGCGCUUUUAGAACAGGUGCAUAUAGAGACACAAUCCAUAUGUCCUUGGCAGGGUUCCAUGUGAAUAAAGAAACUUGUGAACUGUGGUAAAAUAGAGUUUGCUGAAUAGAAAAUGAGAAUCCUAAACUUCCAAAGUCUGGUGGGUUUAUGUACGAUCAUUUCUAGCGGCCCCCCGAAUUGUCACCUGCCUGGUUAUGUAAAGACUCCAGUGGGGAGCUCGUGGAAAAUAGACCCUUGGGCGUCACCUGUGGGCACUGGGUUAGGGCUGCCAACGGUUUUUAAUGAAGAGGUUUAGGAAGUUAUGCACAAGAGAGAAUAUUCUGAUGGUGCCCAUUGUGCAGACCAGCUGCUCACCAGCGUUUCGUCGUAUUUGUGUUGUCUCCCCUUCCUUUGGUGCCUUAAUGUUGUGAACGCUUUGGGAAGCACAGCAGCAUUGCACCACCUGUGGCUUCAAUUAGUAUCAGCCUUUAGGCAAAUUCCCCAGAUCCUCUCCAGUGUCAAGGGUAAAAAUACGUCAAAUUAUGACUUAUUUUUGAUAAGCACCUCAGAUGAUUUCAUGUCAGCUAGUACCAUUUGGGAACCAUUGGAAACCAUUUCUUCAGCUUGAAGGUUGAGUUAGGAUAGCACAGUUCUUGGCACACUUGGUGAAUUAUAAAUGUUCUGAAAUAUCAGAGGAAGUUCUUGGGGUUAUUGACAAGAUGUGAAUUUAUAUUAUUAGUAAGUUCCUUGGGUUGAAUUUCCUCAGUAAACAGACACUGUCAGCCCCCUGGGCUCUGAUGUGAUUGACUGGGACUGUGUGGAGCGUGGUCGCCGUCUGGGCCACGGCACUGGCUGCUGUGGCCUCACACGUGGGCUGCAUUCACACUGUCUCACUCUCCACAUGGGCAUCAGUUGGAAAGUUCUUCAUCUGGUUCAGCAAGACCUGAGCUAACUGGGCAUUUUACCAGGAAUUGGGUUAUGUGGUGGAAACUCUCCACUUAGGAACUAUUUUUACCUCAAAUUCAGGUUAUCUCAGAAAGUCCAUAACCAUAUUAACAUGAGUCUUCUGAAUUUGUCUUUUAAUAAGGUAACUUUUUCCUUGAGAUUUCUCAAGAAAUGCUGUUCUCAGCAUUAAUGAGGUUAUAGAACAAUUUAGAGAACAUAUUAUAUGUCUUUUCAUAAAACAGUGUAUCUAUGCAGUUUAUAUAAAUUACAUUAUAUAUUCUUUGAAUCUAUGUGUUAGAACAAUUCUGACCUCAGAACUGUUUCUGGGCUACAAUAUUACCAAAGUGGAUUGAUUUUAAAGUGUAGCCAAACUUCACCUGUAAGAUGUAGCCAUUUUAAAAGAACUUGGAAAACCUUUAGAAAGUACAUGUUAUAGUUUAUAUUUUAAGACAAGACAUACUCUCUUUCCCUUAGGAAGAGUAGUCCAUAAUGUGUAGGGUCACUCGGGCACCCAGAGCCUGAAACAGUAUUCCCACCUGCUCAUUGCUCACUCAUCUUGCGUCUAGGCAUAUUUUUGGUGUAAUGCAAAGAAAACCAGACUGUGAACUAGAUCUGGAUUCUCUCUUCCUUGGGGACCCCAGGCAUAUCGUUGACCCUCCUCUGUGCCUUAGGUUUAGAAGCAAUCACUAUGCCUUGUGACCUCCGGGGACUCAGAAGUCAUGAGUCACGGAGGCAAGAGAUUCAGAAGAGGCUGUGGAUCCGAGAGCACUGCGCGUGGCUGGCCUCCCGCCACCCCGGUGUCACUGCUCAAGUUCUGUGUCCCCUGUCGUCCCCUGGAAGCUCUUGCUGCCGCUUCUGGGUGAACGUUUUCUGGCAUGUAUUCUGUCUCCAGUAUGAACUGGCUUACAGUAUGUGAGGAAGAGUUUUUAAGGAAGAGAAAGCAGAGAAGAAUGUUGUACAUGAAUGAUCAAAAAAAGAAGGAGAAGAGAGGAAGUGAAGAAGUGAGGAAAGAGGAGAGUCAGAGUGGGAAUGGCAAGGGGCAGAGUGCGAGGGAGGACGGGGCAGCGGGCAGCUGGAGGGGCAGCGGUGGGGAGGUGGCGGGGAGGCAGUCGCCCCCGGGGCGGCCCCGUCCUGAGCCCCCGCCCGCCUGCCUCCCUGUGCCGGGGCCGGAGGGGUGCUGGCUUCCACGGGAGGGGGCGGCAGGGCAGCCGUGGGUUUGUUCGUAUCAGAGUCGCUUCUCAGCCCCUCUGCUGACUGUCGCUCAGUGCAAAUGAUUCAAAAUUCUAUAUAUAUAUAUAUUUUUUUACUGGAUCUCAAUUUGUGGGCUAAGACCUGUGGACACAAUGAUAACGAUCUCCCUUUGAAUGUUAUCCUUUCUGUCAUCGCAGGUAUGGCUGAUACGAAGCUCAACCACAGAUUCACCGGGAGGGUUGAGGCGGGGGUCGGGGGAACCUCAUGAGGGGCCCCGGGAUACGCUGCAGCCGUUUCCCCGGGCGACGCUGAUAGGAAGCCAGCUUUGGGGUCUCCGCUCUGCCUUGAGCAGCAGCGUCCACCGUGAGUCACGCCACUGACCCCUCAGCCGGCACACUUCAAGCUGACGCUUGUGAGCGGGUUCCAGAGAACAGGGGCAGCAGAAAUCCAUUAAAGGGAACACCCUGAAAGUGGUAUUCGGUGUUUGCUUUUUCAGAAGUUUAAAUUGUGAGUAAUAAGUACCUUAGUCGUAACCAGAACCUCUUCUUUGCAGUGUUUAUAGAAAGACCACUCAUCUGUUGUUUUUUUUAGAAUAGCAUUUAGUUUCUUAGAGCAUAUAGGGAAGAAAAGUAGGGGUGCAAUAUGUCAAGUGUGGGGCCAGUUAUUGUUUACUAAAUGUGAUCUUAAGUGUCUUUAAACAACAAUUGCCUUAUUGCAUUUUAAUAUUUAAUAAAAGUCGAUUAAAUGACAAUUUUUACUGUAAUAGUUAUCCUUUUAUACACUGCCAAAGCAACCUUUUUUUGCCUAUUAAAGUUUGGCUAAACUGUUCUGAUGUUUGUGGUUAUUCAUUGGUUGAAAUUAAAUUUUAAAAAUUAAGUUAUGUGAAUUUAAGACAAGUCUAAAAGGUGGUACAACAGUGUUCUUUUUUAAAAAACUAAAAAUGAUUCUGAUGUUAAUUCAAAUAUCUAGCAAUUAACAGAAUCAUGAGAACAUGGAAAUAGCAUAUUGAAUUCGGCAAUUUAGAACUGAUUACAAAUCAAAGUCUAAUUUACUUUUAAAUGGAAAAUAUGUAUUGUUACUUAAUCUCCACCAGUAAUUUCAAAUGUCUAAUGGGAUUAUUUCUUUAGAAUUUGCUAUAAACUCAGUUCUUCAGCAAAAGAGAGCCUUUGAAAAGAUGAAAAAAUUUUCUCUCCCUGCUAAUCAUAUGAGUGCUUUUUGGAGGGUCUGUGGUCAUUUUAAUAUCAAACUUAAGAACUGAUGUGGAGCCUUUGGUUAUAUUUAGUUUAUAUAUACAGUCUGAAUUUGUGACCAUUAUUGACACACACAACUUGUAAAAACUGAAGAGAACACAAGUAUAUAUUCCAUUUGAAAAGUAAAUUGACUUGACUGUGGUGGAAAGCAGCUGUUUUCAACCUUUGUAUAAAAUUUCUUCAGGGAAUAUUGGAAUGUUGUGCAGAAAUAAUUCAGGGCUUGUAGAAUAGUGGAAUAUGUCAUCCAUUCAAAACAGCACUGCCGUCAGUAUUUGAGAGCUGGACUGGUGGGUUUUGAUGGAUCUGUAACAGAAGAUCUAUGAAGGGAAUGGUUUGCCCCUGUUCCUGAAGUCAGACACUAGAAAAGGUUGCAGAUACUUUUAAUUUUCACAAGCAUUUUGCAUAAAUAUAUUGAUAUUUUUAGUGUAAUGGUUCUAAUGCUCAGGAAGCCAUCUUGAUGUACUGUGAUAUUUAGAGAUUGCUACCCUUAAACUGCUUUUUACCUUAAAAUCUGGUCUUAGGAUAAUUUGGAUAUCUUCCUCCAAGUAUUUUGUGUAUCUUGACAUUUAUUAAGGGGAGGGGGAUGUAAGAUUAUAGAUUUGGAUGUAACCUGAGAAUAAUGGAAAGUUACUUUGUUGUGUUUUGGGGGAAUUGAACUCAUCUUCUUCUUGAGAAAUGUUGCUGUUACUGAAUAAAUAUCUACUCAAUAAAUGUUUAGUUUAUUCAAA